Molecule: messenger RNA, 1359 nt
Organism: Candidozyma haemuli
Lineage: Eukaryota; Fungi; Ascomycota; Pichiomycetes; Serinales; Metschnikowiaceae
Exons: 1
Coding region: 1-1359 (452 amino acids)
Molecular function (GO): heme binding; monooxygenase activity; iron ion binding
Source: RefSeq, a predicted model, not a curated record
AUGGUUUCAUGCAAUGGAGACCCAAAGUUCUUAACUGACAUAUACACCAAGAACAUGCCGAAACUGACGUUUUACGAGAACUUUCUGAACCACGGGAACAGGAAGAACGUGUUCAGUACCUUGACAAACCCAGAGCAUCUUCGGUUAAAGAAGAUCAUCCAGAACUUGUACCUGAAAGGAUCAGUACUUAAAAACGUAAACCGCCAGAACUUGAUAGAAAAGGUUUCGUUUUUGAUGGACGAUCUUCAUAAGAACUCCAGCACGGCCGUGGACGUGUUUACCCUUUUUGCAGCGUUGGCAAUGGAUGCCGUGAGUGGAUUCGAAGUAGGGUUGCAGAACAGUACAGAUCUCUUGGAAAAGCCAGAGAAACGACCCAUUGUGGCUUCUUUCCGGAACAUCUCGUCCAUGGGGUUCUGGACGACCCGUAUGCCGUUUUUCUGGCAAUUUGCAGCUUCAAAACAGAUCUUGCAAGACGUGGAAACUUGCGAUACCUUCGAAAUGGACUUGUAUAACCGUGCCGAAGCCAAUGUUCCUGAAAAACAGCCCAACGUCAACUUGACAACGUUGGAAGCGUUGAAAAAGAGCGGGAUCCGUGGCAAGAACGCCUACUCGCUUCUUACAGAUAACCUUUUUGCAGGCCACGAAACGACUGCCGUGCUGAUGACUUACUUGUGUUUCCAGCUUUCCAGAAGCAUCAACAAGCACAGACAGCAACGGCUCAAGAACGAAGUCAGACAAGCGUUUGGCGCUCCAGCGUCGUCUUACAUUGUCGACGAUAUAGAAACCGUCGACAGACUCCCAUACCUCGAAGCUGUACUUAAAGAAACCAUGCGUGUCCAUUCAGCUAUUCCUGGAGCCGAGCCUCGAGUCUGUGAUAAACCAUACGAAGUUGCCAUUAACGGAAAACUGGUGAUUAUCCCGCCAGGCACAGAGAUCUCGUGCCAGCCUUAUUCGAUGCACAGAGUAGAACUGGUGUUCCCAGACCCAGACGAAUGGGUUCCUGAACGGUGGCUCCAGGCCCCAAACGAAGACUACCACGAGUACCAGGCCAGGCUUCUGCAGAUGAACAAGUACAUGUUUGCGUUUGGCAAGGGUAUUCGUAUGUGUCUUGGUAUGAACUUGGCAGUGACCGAAAUGAAGCUUGCGUGUGCCAACAUGUACUGGAAGUUCCUGUCGUCAAUUGACCACAAGUGGUGUUCUGGCAGGCCCACGGCUACCACUACACAGAUUCCAUUGGGCCACCAGCACUAUAGUAAGGGCUCAGAGAGGGGCAUCAUGACCAUGGCGGAUGCGUAUACCACCAGACCAGAGGGAGAAGAGUGCUGGCUUGUUUGGACCAAGGACGGUGACCAGGAAUAG